Messenger RNA from Pestalotiopsis fici W106-1, 4125 nucleotides. RefSeq lists its product as uncharacterized. Gene Ontology annotation, molecular function: oxidoreductase activity, acting on CH-OH group of donors; flavin adenine dinucleotide binding. Lineage: Eukaryota; Fungi; Ascomycota; Sordariomycetes; Amphisphaeriales; Sporocadaceae. The record is from RefSeq and is a predicted model, not a curated record. The transcript has 3 exons. Bases 1 to 4125 code for a protein of 1374 amino acids.
AUGGCUCCCAGUGCUAUGCCCACAUCUUCGGUUGAGCCGGCCACGAAUGGCGUCGGAAAGUCAACCGGAGUUAGCAAUGGUUUGAGCAACGGGGAUGGCAGCAGUGUGAGCAACCGAUUCGAAAACAGUCAUGGUAAUGGACCUGUGAACGGCAAUGGCUCUUCUGAACUGCCCCCUACCGCCAACGGCGAGCCUUCCAUGAGACGACCCGUCACCUUUAGCGACUCUAUCGACUAUUCACCAGCAUUGCCGUCUCCCGAACCAAGCCAGGGUGUGAGGUUUGGAUCCGGCACACACCGGAUUCACUCCAUCGGCCGCCACGAGACCGAAGCCAGCGGGCCUGGGAGGAGCUAUGCCAGAGUCAGGUCAUGGGGCAAGAGUUCGAGCAGUGCACAAUACCCUCGCCUCUCCAAGCCUCUAGAACUCAUGCGCUCCUCGUAUGACUGCGUCGUCAUUGGUUCCGGCUAUGGAGGCGGUGUCGCUGCUUCGCGGAUGGCGCGAGCAGGACAGUCCGUGUGUCUCCUCGAGCGAGGCAAGGAACGAUGGCCCGGCGAGUUUCCCGCGGAAACAGGCGAAGCUCUGGACCAGAUGCACUAUUCUGGCGAGUUUGCCCCUGGCUGGUUACCCAAGCAGCUCGUCAACGGAGGCGAUCCCACGGGCAUGUACCAUCUUAUUUUCGGCAAUGGCCAGAAUGCCGUUGUUGCUAAUGGUCUCGGCGGAACAAGUCUGAUCAAUGCCAAUGUGUAUCUAGAAGCCGAUGAACAAACUCUCAAGCAAGAGUCGUGGCCACGCGAGAUUAGAAAGGACCCCAAACGCGAAAUGGAAAGAUACUAUGCAAAGGCCAGGAAAAUGCUCGAGCCCGAAACGUACCCCGACGACUGGCCCGCGCUCCCCAAGCUAGAUUUGCUCAAGAAGCAAGCAGAGGCUCUAAACAUGAAGGAAAAGUUUCGAAAAGUCGAGCAAACGACACGAUUCAGAAAUGGCCCCAACGCUGCUGGCGUUGAAAUGACACCGUCUGGCCUCACGGGCCAAGACUGCACGGGUGUCAAUGACGGCUCAAAGAACUCCACCCUCGUCACAUACGUUGCCGAUGCUUGGAACUGGGGCGCCGAGAUCUUUUGCGAGUCCGAGGUGCGGUACAUCACCAAGGCGCCCGGCCGCGAAGGCUGGCUCAUUUACUUUGCCUGGCACGGACGGAACCGGGGCCACUUCAAGGCCAACCUCCACGGCGACCUCAUGUGGGUUCAUGCCAAAAAGGCCGUGUUCCUUGGUGCCGGCGCCAUUGGCACCACUGAGAUUCUCUUGAGAAGUAAAGAGAUGGGACUUGAAAUGAGUGACCAGGUUGGCUUGAACAUGAGCGGCAAUGGUGACAUGCUGGCCUUUGGCUACAACACGGACGAGGAGGUCAAUGGCAUCGGCCGUACUCAUGGCUCGCCAUAUCACCCCGUCGGGCCUUGCAUCACCGGUAUAAUCGACAACAGAGAAGGACAUGCUAACCCCCUGAACGGCUAUGUCAUUGAAGAGGGUGUCGUCCCCAAAGCACUGGCGCCUUUCCUGCAGGCCAUGCUGGAGCUCCUCCCUGGCAGUGUGGGCCCCAAGGACGAGGGCCUGGUUGACACUCUCAAAGCGAAUCUUGCCCGCUUCGGCUCCUUCUUCCUCGGCCCCUACUAUCGCAGGGGUGCCAUUGAGAGAACUCAGACAUACCUCGUCAUGUCGCACGACAGUAACCAAGCCAUGCUCACGCUCAAGGACGACAAGCCAGUGCUCGAGUUCCUGGGUGUCGGCCGCAGCAACCACGUCAAGUUCUUGAACAAUAUCCUUGAAAAGGCCACCCGCGCCGUGGGGGGUACAUUUGUGCAGAACCCUUGGUACGCCUUGAUGGGCCAGCAACAAGUGACUGUUCACCCGAUUGGUGGUGCAUGCCUGGCUUCCGAAGGUAACGGUGCCAGCGGAGCUACCAACCAUUUCGGCGAGGUGUUUAUCGGCGACGGCGCCGAAACUCACCGCGGUCUCAUGGUUGUCGAUGCCGCCUUGAUCCCGACUGCCCUGGGCGCCAACCCGCUUGCCACCAUCACUGCUCUGGCUGAGCGCUGUGUCGAGCAUUACUGCCUGCGACAACGCCUCACCAUCAGUGAGCAGAAGAACGGUAUCCUUGACCUCUUUGGUUCUCCACAAUAUGAUUCUCAAAUCUUUGCCGAGUCGGAAGAUGAUCAGGAUGAUGUGGUUAGCAUCUCGAGUGCCAGUGAUGUAAUCAAGUCUGCCCAGCGCAUGAACGAUGGCGGCUUUGGCUUCACUGAAGUCAUGUCAGGUUUUAUCCACCAUGACCAAGGCUUGAAGGAGGAAAGCCAACAGUCGUACGAUCUGGCUGCCAGAAUCGCAGAGUCCAGAUGCGAGUCGGCUCGCUUCUUCCUCAGCGUCCAGUCGUUCAACACGAGGUCCAUUGUCCACGACCCCGAGCAUAGGGCCAUGCUCACGGGUACCUUUUCUUGCCCGACCAUUCCUGGAUCUCCUUUCAUGGUGCAACGCGGAGACUUUAAUCUCUUCCGCCAAUACCUCGACGCCCCUGGCACCAAGAAUCUCGUGUACAACUUUAUGAUGCGAGGCACUGAUGGCAGGCUUCUCCACUUUCGUGGUUUCAAGGUCGUUGACUCUUCCGUCGCCUUGAAUCCUGUCCAAUUCUGGCGUGCCACCAGCACCCUAUAUGUCACGAUCAGAAAGGCUCGAUACAACGGUUACUUCCGCGAGGACAUGCGCGAGGAGGAAGCUAUGACAGGUACGGUCAUUGCCAAGGGCAUCAUGAGAAUCCAGCCUGCAGACUUUGCCAGUCAGAUUCUCACCAUGACGCCAACCGGUAGCGGGCUGCUGAAAAAGGCCAUGAGCGCUGCUAGUUUCAUGACCUACUUUACGCGAAAGUCAUUGUCUCUUUUCCUCGCGCCCUUUACACCGCUCGAGUAUCCCAGCCAGAGCUACAAUGGCUACAUCAACGAGACUCUACCCACGGCGACAUAUCAGAUCCAGGCCGAUGACAAGGUCAUGACGCGGAUGCAAAUGUACGAGUCCACCAACCCGAAUGUGGAAACAAAGGUUCUCUUCAUGGUUCCUGGCGCCUCGGUGGACCACCAGAUCUAUGCCCUGCCCACCAUUCGCUGCAAUGCUGUCAACUACUUUACGCGAGCAGGCUACCGCGUCUACGUCAGCGUGCACCGCAUCUGCGCAUUGAUGAUUGCUCAAAACAACUGGACCACCUUUGACUCGCGCUUGGAUAUCAAGGCGUGUCUGGAAAAGAUCCGCAAGGACAAUGGCAAGAAGCCCGUCUACACGAUUGCGCACUGCAUGGGCAGCGUGGCCUUUUCCACGGGCCUGCUUGACGGCACGAUUCCCGCCGACUGGAUCCAGGGCAUCACGUGCAGUCAGGUCUUUAUGAACCCAAUCUGGAACACCAUGAACAUGAUCAAAAUCAUGGCCUUUCCGAUCCCGCUGGACAAGAUCUACAAGCUGCUCUGCGGCUCGUGGUUCUCGUGCAGCACGGCGCACGACGACAGCUACAUUCAAAAGGCGCUCAACGAGGUGCUGCGGCUCAUGCCCGACGAGCGCAAGGAAAUGUGCAACAACGCGUCGUGCCACCGCGUCAGCCUGACCUUUGGCCGGUGCUGGAACCACGCCAACCUCAACGAGGCGACGCACCGGCAGAUUGACCGCUUCUUUGGCGGCGUCAACAUGACGCUGCUGCACCUGCUCAUGAAGCAGGGCUACGACGGCGGCGUCAUGACCAACGCGCCCCUCUUUGACCGGCUCGACACCCCCGAGAACAUCGCCAACCUGCGCGGCAUUCCCUUUUUGCUCUUUGUCGGUCGCGAUAACGCCGUCCUCAGCCCCGCGGCUACCGAGAAGACGUACGAGGUCCUCUGCGACACGUUUGGUACGCGCGAUACUCGUGAUAAUGAUGGUCUGCAGUACAAGCGCCGCGUCGUUCCCAACUAUGGGCAUCUCGAUUGCUGGAUGGGCCGUAAUGCCUACAAGGACGUCUACCCCUUUGUUCGAGAAGAGGUGGACCGUGUUACUCGUGGCGAGGAUUACCGCUUCGUCGAGCCGAAUGAUAAGUUUACGGAGCGCAGUGAUUUUUAA